Messenger RNA from Hippocampus comes (tiger tail seahorse), 1696 nucleotides. It is a transcript of the gene camkva, whose product is annotated as CaM kinase-like vesicle-associated a. Gene Ontology annotation, biological process: protein phosphorylation. Lineage: Eukaryota; Metazoa; Chordata; Actinopteri; Syngnathiformes; Syngnathidae. Gene Ontology annotation, molecular function: ATP binding; protein kinase activity. The transcript is spliced from 11 exons. The record is from RefSeq and is a predicted model, not a curated record. Bases 453 to 1667 code for a protein of 404 amino acids.
CGCCACAAAGGAGGACCUGAGCCGAGAUCGAACACAGAAUCUCUUGCUUGUGAUGCAGACGUGUUGACCACUGCCGCACUGUGCUGCUAAUCUGAAACUCGACUCCGUCGUAAACCAAGGACCGCUCGUAACUUGUUUUCAUUCAUGACGAUGAAGCGAGGACGAAUGUUGCGCCUCUGACGCACGAGGCGGUCGUGCGUCCUGCGCGCGCUCACCACCCCCUCCUCCAUCCCUCACAGCGGCUCUGCUCCACGUGCGCGCUCCCGCGAGCAAGCUGACCUGUUGGAAAUGUUGCGAGGAGCCUGCUAAAUCCGAGCGCUCCCCACGACGUCGAGUGGAAAAAAGUGGACUCGUGCCGGGAAAUAAGGAAAACGAGAGAGGAUUGAAUACUUCUUACGUAACCGAUUCACUUCUUUGAAGCAAGUGAUUCCCUGGCUAGGGCAGGAGCUGCCAUGCCAUUUGGUUGUCUGACGCUCGGGGAGAAGAAGGAUUACAACAAUCCCGCUGAAGUCACCGACAAGUAUGAUCUGGGACAAGUCGUUAAGUCAGAGGAGUUUUGCGAGAUGUUCCGAGCUAAGGAUAGGAACACCCUGAAAAUGUACACCUGCAAAAAGUUCAACAAAAAGGACGGCAGGAACGUGAGGAAAGCGGCCAAGAAUGAAAUCAUGAUCCUCAAGAUGAUAAAACAUCAUAAUAUCCUCCAGCUGGUUGACGCUUUUGAAACAAAGAAGGAAUACUUUAUUUUUCUGGAACUAGCAACAGGCAGGGAGGUAUUUGACUGGAUUUUAGAUCAGGGCUACUAUUCGGAGAGGGACACCAGCAACGUGAUGAGGCAGGUGCUGGAGGCAGUAGCAUAUUUGCACUCUCUGAAUAUCGUCCACAGAAAUCUGAAGCUGGAGAACCUAGUGUACUUCAACCGCUUGAAACAUUCCAAAAUCGUUAUCAGUGACUUCCAGCUCGCAAAACUGGAAAACAGACUUAUUAAGGAUCCAUGCGGGACUCCGGAGUAUCUUGCUCCUGAGGUUGUCGGAAGGCAGAGAUAUGGAAGACCUGUGGAUUGCUGGGCAAUAGGAGUCAUUAUGUACAUACUCUUGUCCGGGAAUCCUCCAUUUUACGAUGACACCGACGAAGAUGACCCUGACAGUCGAGACAAAAACCUCUUCCUCAAGAUUUUGUCGGGAGACUACGAAUUUGACUCGCCAUACUGGGAUGACAUUUCCGAUUCUGCCAAAACUUUAGUGGCGUCUUUGAUGGAGGUGGACCAAGACCAGCGACUGACUGCACAGGAGGCUAUCGCCCAUGAAUGGAUUUCUGGGAAUGCUGCUUCAGAUAAGAACAUCAAAGAUGGCGUUUGUGCGCAAAUAGAAAAGAACUUUGCAAAAGCCAAAUGGAAGAAAGCUGUCAGAGUUACCACUCUCAUGAAGAGGCUCCGGGCAUCCGAGCAGGGGGAUUCCGGAGCUUCCGGAACCGAUGCCGGAGCACCCUCAGGCACUGCUGCUGCUCCAGUAGCAGCAGGCGGUGGCCUUGGCCUUGCCGCCAGCCUAAAGGCAGCUCUUAGUGCAAACGCUCCCGACACACAGACUUCCGCCACGCCCACGGAGCCUCAGCUGAGCACAGCCACAGCCGAGGAGAAGCCGGAGGAACGGUGCAAUGGUGAUGUUCUCUAAAAUAAAAAAGGAGCGGGAAUUAACAUACA